AUGGAAGGCAACGAGCGAACGCCGCUUCUCCGAGAGGCGCGAGAAGAUCCCAUCCAAGAGCCCCGCGAAGAAGAAAAUGCGAACUCUAAGAAGUCAACUGGCAGACUUGUCAUCUAUGGCUCUUUCAUGGGUGUUUUCCUCGCAGCUGCCGAUGAAUCCCUCCUUCUUUCCACUUGGAGUAUGAUCGCAUCCGAAUUCGACGCGCUCUCGUAUGGAUCAUGGCUAUUAAUGACUUAUAACCUUGGAUACUGCAUGUCCUUGCCUGUGUAUGGCGUCUUAUGUGGUUCGUUUGGCCGCAAAAAUGUGCUUCUCGGUGCCUAUGCUCUUUUCGCUAUAGGAUGUAUUGUUUGCGGCACGAGUAUGACAUAUACUCAGUUAGUGCUCGGAAGAUUCAUUGCGGGAGUUAGUGGCGGUGGGAUGGUCUCACUUGUCUCAAUUCUCAUCACCGAUCUCGUCCCCCCUGACGAUGUACCCGUCCUUCGAGGCUACGCUAACGUUAUAAAUGCCACUGCCCGAAGCCUUGGUGCCCCGCUGGGAGGUAUUCUUAUCGAUUCCAUUGGAUGGCGAUGGUCAUUCCACGGUCAACUACCUUUAAUCGCUUUUUGCAUCCUAAUAACUAUACGCGGCAUCCCAUCCGACUCCAAUACAAGCAACAAUAAGGGUGAACCGGAAGGAGAGACUCCUCGCCCUAGUUUCUCCGGUUUUGAUUUCAGUGGCCUCAUCAGCUUUUUUGCUGCCAUAAUCCUUUUCUUCGCAACGCUACAAGAGUUAGAGUCUGCAACUUACCAGUCCUGGCGUCUGGCGACUCUAAUCUCUACCUGUAUCAUUGCGACUUUAACUUUUAUCUUUAUCGAGACAUAUUGGGCAAAAAGACCAUUGAUCAAAGUAUCCCUAUUUCGAACAUCAACAGGUGCAUACCUCGCGAAUCAACUGCUGCUGUUAUCUAGUCACUCAGUCAUGCUCAGCAACUUUGUGCCGUACAUCAUCAGACUUCAGAAUACCACGAGCCUUUUCGCUACGUCCGCGUUCAUUGUAGGGGCAACCGGGGUUUCUGUUGGGACAAGGCGAUAUAAACCUAUAACGGUCAUUGCGGUCUGCGGUCUAGCGGCCACCUUCCUUAUCAUGCUUCUUCGCUGGCGAGUUAGCUUUGAACGAUGGGAGCUUGUCUACUUGUUCCCCAGUGGUAUUUGCCUCGGAAUUCUCUUCGUGACGCAAUUCACAGGCAUGACUCAAACCGCCCCGAAGGAAGAACUAGCAGUGUGCAUCACCACAUACUAUUUCUUCCAACAACUUGGUACCAUUAUCGGACCUGCAACGAGCGUAGUUAUCGUUCAACACAGUUUCCAGAAACAGCUCGAAAAAGCCUUGAAGGGACUUCCGGCAGAAAAGUUAAUUUCCAAGAUCGUCAACGAUGAAAGAUUUGCUUGGAGCUUGAGCCCUGAUAUUCUGGCUAUUGUCCAACGGACUUAUAGGAAUGCUUUCCAGUUCGCACCAUUGAUCUCGAUUGCGUGCGCUUUGGCCAUGCUCCCUAGUGCCGCAUGGUUGAAAGAGAAAGCGCUCGAAUAG
This is a messenger RNA of Penicillium angulare, 1566 nucleotides long. Its product is annotated as major facilitator superfamily domain-containing protein. Gene Ontology annotation, biological process: transmembrane transport; basic amino acid transport. NCBI's taxonomy places the organism in Eukaryota, Fungi, Ascomycota, Eurotiomycetes, Eurotiales, Aspergillaceae. Bases 1 to 1566 code for a protein of 521 amino acids. The record is from RefSeq and is a predicted model, not a curated record. Gene Ontology annotation, cellular component: fungal-type vacuole membrane. The transcript is spliced from 9 exons. Gene Ontology annotation, molecular function: basic amino acid transmembrane transporter activity.